Molecule: messenger RNA, 5060 nt
Organism: Trematomus bernacchii (emerald rockcod)
Lineage: Eukaryota; Metazoa; Chordata; Actinopteri; Perciformes; Nototheniidae
Product: insulin receptor substrate 1-B
Biological process (GO): insulin receptor signaling pathway
Cellular component (GO): plasma membrane; cytosol
Molecular function (GO): phosphatidylinositol 3-kinase binding; insulin receptor binding
Source: RefSeq, a predicted model, not a curated record
CUAGUACAGCGCUGAGUGACAGUCCUGCUGCUCCACGGUAGCUGCUCAACAGCAACAAGAAGACCGGAGCAGGACAGCAGGGGUGGGGGGACAGACACACAGAGGGAGACGCAGACAGACCGACAGGAUGGACUCUGUGCUGUGUAAUGUGCACUAAAUGGGAUUAAACCUCUUGGAGCAGCAGUAGUAGUAGUAGUAGUAGUAGUGGAGAGUAGGGGGAGCUGCGCGCCGAGCUGUGCCGCAUGUGCUCGGCUGUGAGGAAAACUUGCACCGGCCGGACAGAAAAACACCAAGAAGAACAAGCUUGAAAAGGGGGGAACUAACCGCAACUGCAGCCCCCUGGUUCAGGUUCAACCGGCGGGACUAUUAGUAGCAGCGAUCCGACCCCAGCCUCCCCUCUUUCACAUGCCUGCGUUGAUGUGGGAGAGAGGGAGGGGAGCGGAUGAAUUAUCACUCUAAACUUAAAAAAUAGUUUUUUUUUUUAGGAGAGAAAUAACAUGAUGUCGGUAGUUAUGGAGAGCCAACAAGCGGGCGAGAUCCAGAGCACCGAGGAUGUGCGGAAGAGCGGCUAUCUCCGCAAGCAGAAGUCCAUGCACCGGCGGUACUUCGUCCUCCGCGCCGCUUCGGAGCGCGGCCCGGCCCGCCUGGAGUACUACGAGAGCGAGAAGAAAUUCCGCGGCAAGGCCCCCGUCCCGAAGAAAGCACUGGCUCUGGAGACAUGCUUCAACAUAAACAAGCGGGCCGACUCCAAGAACAAGCACAUGAUAGUGCUCUACACCCGGGCCGAGAGCUUCGCCAUCGCCGCGGAGAGCGAGGCGGACCAGGACGAGUGGUACCAGGCCAUGGUGGAGCUGCAGUGCAAAAGUAAGAACCACACUGACAGCGAAGAAGGUGGGGACUAUGGCAUACCCAAUCCUGGGCCUGCAUUCAAAGAGGUGUGGCAGGUGAAGGUGUGGCCCAAAGGCCUGGGUCAAGCCAAGAACUUGGUGGGCAUCUACCGCCUUUGCCUGACUGACAAGACGGUCAACUUUGUCAAGCUCAACUCGGAUGCUGCUGCCGUCGUGCUGCAGCUGAUGAACGUCCGGCGCUGCGGCCAUUCAGAAAACUUCUUCUUCGUGGAGGUGGGAAGAUCUGCCGUGACAGGCCCGGGCGAGUUCUGGAUGCAGGUGGAUGACUCUGUUGUGGCGCAGAACAUGCAUGAAACCUUGUUGGAGGCCAUGAAGGCACUAAGCGAGGAAUUCCGCCAACGCAGCAAGUCUCAGUCGAACUCCGGUCCUGGAGGAGGUGCUACUGCUUCUAACCCCAUCAGUGUUCCCUCCCGCCGCCAUCAUCCGAACCCUCCUCCCAGCCAGGUGGGCUUCACCCGCCGACCCCGAACGGAGCCUCCAGGAGGAGCUAACAACGGAGCAGGGGUCAACAGUGCCAAUGCCUCUCCCACCCCACGGCAUACCUUUCCGAGAUCUCGCACUGCUAGCGAUGGUGGGAAAGUUGAUGAUGGUAUGACUGGGAACAUCCCGCUCCCAGGGCCAUGCUCCAGCCCCUCCACCAAUGGCUCCUGCUCCACCACCCCAAUCCUCAGGUCAAAGUCAGCCCGUUCAGUUCCGAACACUGCUGCUAAAACCCCUCUUGGUUUGAUGCGUUCCAUCUCCACCCCGGCGCCCUCCCCAGCCCCGAGCCUCUCCUCUAGCUCUGGGCACGGCUCUGAGUUUGGAUGCGUGACGUCUGCUGGUGCCGGUCCGGGGUCUGGCGCCUACAGUCGAGUCCCCUCCCAUCGGGCCUCUGUCUCGGGCUCACCCAGUGACUAUGGCUCCUCAGACGAGUACUGCUCGAGUCCUGGGGAUCCCUCUCACCUUCCCUCCCCGAGCCUCCCCGGAAGCUCUGUUGGUAGCACCGGCAGCCAGUCCAUUGGUGAUGAGGGAUCCAACUAUAUCCUGAUGGGCCAACGAAGUGGUGGUGGUGGCGGUGGUGGUAGCAGCAGUAACCAAGGGAGCUUGACGUCCAGUUCUCUACCAGCACCAGGAACCCCUGUCUGUGGCUCCCAGCCCCAGACCAAGAGAGUGCUGCGCCGCUCCUCCAGCCGCGAAUGUGAAGUUGAACGUAGGCUGCUGAGCAAGCGAGCUUCGUUGCCACCGAUGGCCCUGGAGAAGUUGGCCCCCCGCCAGCGCAGAGCCGAGGAGCCGGCAGACGAAGAUUCGGCCGAUUACGCCAUCAUGUCAAGGAGCACCAGCCGCGAGUCAUUUGCUUCUACCUCCUCCUCCAUACAGAGGGAAUCUGUCAUGGGUGCUGGGUCAGUUGGGGGAGGAGGAGGGUACUUGGAUGUAGCUGGUGAGUUUAAAAGUGAAGUGGCGGGAGCAAGUGGUAGUGUAGAUAUAGGUGUGGACAAUGGGUAUAUGUCAAUGCUGCCAGGCGUCACUCACCCUCCAGCAUCCCCGUCCCAAUCGUUGGCCGUCUCAGUCCCGGACUCAGAUUCCAAACCUGCCGACGACUACAUGGCCAUGACCCCUAACAACAGUGUGUCGCCACCACAGCAGAUCCGGCCUCCACCAGCGUCUGACGGCUACAUGAUAAUGUCCCCCAAUAGCAGCUGCUCCCCGGACCAGCGUGGAGGUCUCUCUGGAGGCGCCUGGAUGGGCAGCGGAAGUGCAGACAGCAGGGCAGGCAGUGACUACAUGAAUAUGUCUCCAAUAAGUGCACGUUCCGUAAACGGCAGUCCCCCACCUCCUGAGCACACCGGUCAUUUGGAGACCAGUUCUCAACAGCCAGCCCCUAAGAUGGUGUAUUCUUACUAUUCCCUUCCCCGCUCAUACAAACACAACCCCUCUGCCGGACACUUUGACGAUGGGCCUGGACGAGGCAGAAGGCCCAAUGGGAGUUGCAGUAGGGGAAUGGGCGGAGGUAGGACUAUGGGAGGGCGUCAGGAGCAAACGGCAGCGGGAAAUUCAGUGGUUGGGCGCCAUCUGUCACUCUCCUCUUCCUCAUACUCCUCCAGCUCAGCCAGCAGCGAGAGCCUCGGGGAGGGCGAGGACCGAGCCUCCCAGGCAAUGAGCAUGGCCGGGGGCACUCAGUCCAAAGAUUGUGGUAAGCUCCAGCAAAGACGAGGCACUGGUGGAUUGUCCAAGCAGGGUAGCCAAGGUAGGAACAGACCAGUGAGCCUGUUUGUCGAUGUUUCCAAGGCGAAUACCCUUCCCAGGGUCCGUGAGAACCCGCUGCCCCCGGAACCGAAGAGCCCUGGGGAGUACGUUAGCAUUGAGUUUAAGGGGGAAAAGAGCAGCCAGACUGGGGUCGGAGGAGGGCGAGGCCGGGGUCUCAGGCACGGCUUAUCACUGCCUCAUGGCUCAAGCAGCAAGCAUCCUCAACAUAGGCCAUCUUCCUGCUUAGGGAAUUUUAUCCCCCUCUCCCGUAGCCCCUCUUCCCCCAUCACUCCCCCAUCUGCCUCCGAGUAUGUCAACAUGGACUUGGGGCCUUCUCCAUGCCCCUCACCUCUCUCCCUUGCUCCACUAGUUUUCCACACUUUCCACACCCCUCCUACACCACCAACACAUGCCCCUAAAUCCUGCGAUGGGGGGACUACUAGCCCUCGUGAAGAGGGGGCGCAAGUAGCUGAAGUAGCCCCUCUUAGGAAAAGCAGGGAAAGUGUCCCAUCAUUGUCUGAGUCUCAAUCCCCAACUUCCUGUGGAGACUACACAGAGAUGGCCUUCAGCUUAAAUAGCAACACUGUCCCAAGGUCAUCAUCCAGUGUUUCCCCGAAAGCCCCUUCUCCCACCAGGACUGAUCCUUCAGUCCAACUGCUAUCCAGGGGUCUGGACUUCCCCUUAGCCAAGCCCGGACCCAACCCAGACCACGGGGCUAAAGUUAUCCGAGCCGACCCCGCAGGACGCAGACGCCACUGCUCAGAAACCUUCCUCGCUGCACCGUCCCUCCCCACCUCUACCUCCUCUUCCUCCACUGCCUCCCUCUUCCCAGAACAUGCCCAAGCUGUGGCUCGUCGGCUGGGCUUUGAAAGCAUGCUGUGGGGGAACGGUGCUGUGACGGAGAACCCCCCUCAGUUCGCCCUCCCUGGACAGCAGUCCCUUCCCACAAACACUCAGAAUUCGUCCACAGAGCAAGGCCUUAAUUACAUAGACUUGGACUUGGCCAACAAAGAGGGCCCCCAUUUGGGCCUGGAUGGACCCUCAGGUAGCCAGGCCCCAUCUCGCCUUUUCUCUGCACUGGGUGGAGGGUCUGGUGUUGGGGUAGCGGGAGCGGCAGCCGGCAGCAACAGCAACUCAGCGCUCAACACUUACGCCAGCAUCGACUUCUACAAAUCAGAGGAGCUGCGAACCCAUCAGAAUGGAAACAAGGAAGGAACUGAGUGUUGAUGUCAGUGCGUCGUCCUUUGGGAAACAAUCUGGUGCUCCUCGGAGAGCUUUAAAGCUCCGCCUGUUCCUUUUGUGUCGACCAAUCACAUUGAGCCGAACAGCUGGAUCGGACACGCCCCAGAAGCACUUUGAGAGACUGUUGGAAAACUUUUCUUCUUCGCUUGUCAUCUUGUGGAAGCAACAUGGAUGUGUGCCAAAUGACAUUCUUGUUAAAGCUAUUUGCUGCUCUCAUUCCACGAGGUGUAAGCCAAUCAGAGAAGGGUAUGGGGGGAAGAAAUGGGGAUUUCUGUUUUGAUUUUUUGAAAAAAAUUCAAAUCAUUAAGAGUAUAAUGGUGGAUAUUCAGUGUAUGAAAGAAAAGAAAAUAAUUAUAUAUCUGCUCAAAAAGUGCCUCAUUUUCAGAUUGUAGCCAUUUUACAAAAAACUUCAACUAUGCCUCAACUAACUGAAGCUUUGGGUUUUUCUGAGGGGGGGAUUUGCUUGACUUAAUGUAGUUACAAAAAAAAGUGCAACAGAAGAUACUGGUAUGAGCUUUUACUGCGUUCAUGUCAUAUGGGAGGAUUUUGGUGUCAAUAGAUGGCCAUUUAAACAUUAUCCUUAAAUGUAUUUUGUGUCAUUAAAGGUGGGGUAGGUACGUUUGAGAAACCGGCUCGAGAUACACUUUUUGUAUAUUCCAUGGAAUGCUCUUAACAUCCCGAUAGCAA